CCUUUUAUUUUUUACAGAUGGAGGAAGCCAAGUUGGGUAGAUCAUCUAAGUUUAAGAGGGUGUGUGUCUUCUGCGGCAGCAGCACCGGGAAGAGGAGCUGCUACCAAGACGCUGCUGUGGAGCUUGGCAAAGAGCUGGUAGCUAGAAAGGUGGAUUUAGUCUAUGGAGGUGGGAACGCGGGUCUCAUGGGACUCGUCUCUGGAGCCGUCCACAGUGGAGGUGGCCACGUUAUUGGCAUCAUUCCCCGAACUCUAAUGCACAAAGAGAUCACUGGGGAGACGGUAGGAGAGGUUAAAGCAGUUGCAAGCAUGCAUCAAAGGAAGGCAGAGAUGGCUCAACACUCUGACGCUUUCAUUGCCUUGCCUGGUGGGUAUGGCACGUUGGAGGAGCUGCUGGAGGUGAUAAGUUGGGCCCAGCUCGGCAUCCACAGCAAACCUGUUGGUUUGCUGAAUGUGGAUGGGUAUUACAACUCACUGCUUGCCUUCGUAGACAAGGCUGUGGACGAUGGCUUCAUCCAGCCUUUCCAGCGCCACAUCAUAGUUUCCUCCCCCAGUGCCAGGGACCUUGUCCAAAAGCUAGAGGAAUACGUGCCCGUCCAAGACGCAGUUGUGUCUCGGCUGAGGUGGGAGAUGGUCGGAUAUAAUUUCUCUCCGCAGACCGAUAUUGCUAGGUAGCAGCAGCAGCGGCAGCGGUAGCGGUAGCGGUAGCAGCAGGAGCUACCUAUCGGCACAAACUUCAAUGAAGGGGCUUUUCUUGGUGGGUUUUGUUCUUUAGUUAUUUUGUCCCGAGGCUUGGGAUGGCAGCCCACUGGUACUAAUUACUCAAUGCUGCAUGUACCCCUCAUCCCUGUUCUCUUCUCUUUUUGAUGUGAUGCUUGCAAGUGUAUAUGUACUAUAAUACUGCCUCUACGUGACCAUACUACAAAGCCAGAAUCAAAAGCAUGCAGCUAUUGACUCA
Molecule: messenger RNA, 957 nt
Organism: Elaeis guineensis (African oil palm)
Lineage: Eukaryota; Viridiplantae; Streptophyta; Magnoliopsida; Arecales; Arecaceae
Product: cytokinin riboside 5'-monophosphate phosphoribohydrolase LOG1
Biological process (GO): cytokinin biosynthetic process
Cellular component (GO): cytosol; nucleus
Molecular function (GO): hydrolase activity, hydrolyzing N-glycosyl compounds
Source: RefSeq, a predicted model, not a curated record